AUGUCACAAAAAAGAAUGGCUCCUACAAAUGCCUCUUUUGUGACUGAAUUUAUGCUGGUAGGGCUAACAGACCUACCAGAUCUCCAGCUCCCCCUGUUCUGCCUGUUUCUAGUCAUGUAUGUGGUCACUGUGUUAGGGAAUUUGGGCUUGAUAACUCUAAUUGGGCUGAAUUCACACCUACACACCCCCAUGUACUUUUUCCUCUCCAAUUUGUCCUUCAUAGACCUCUGUUAUGCUUCUGUGUUUACACCCAAAAUGCUGAUUAAUUUCACAUCAAAGAAAAAUAUUAUCUCCUAUAGGGGGUGCAUGACCCAAUUCUACUUUUUUUGUUUUUUUAUCAUUUCCGAAUGCUAUGUGCUGACAUCAAUGGCCUAUGAUCGCUAUGUGGCCAUCUGUAACCCACUUUUGUAUAAUGUUGUCAUGUCCCCUAAAGUGUGUUCCAGCCUUAUGCUUGGUUCAUAUUUGAUGGCAUUUUCGGGUGCUGUGGCUCACACAGGAAGCAUGCUGAGACUGACCUUCUGUGAUGCAAACACCAUCAACCAUUAUUUGUGUGACAUCCUCCCCCUUCUCCAGCUCUCCUGCACAAGCACCUACGUGAAUGAGCUGGUGGUUUUCAUCGUGGUGGGCAUCAACAUCAUUGUGCCCAGUGUCACCAUCUUUGUGUCUUAUGGUUGCAUCCUCUCCAGCAUCCUCCGCAUCAGCUCCACUGAGGGCAGGUCCAAAGCGUUCAGCACCUGCAGUUCCCACAUAAUUGCUGUUUCCUUAUUCUUUGGAUCAGGUGCAUUUACAUAUCUCAAACCAUCGUCUGCUCUGUCUAUGCAUAAGGGGAAAAUCUCUUCUGUCUUUUAUACCAAUGUGGUUCCCAUGAUGAACCCUUUAAUUUACAGCUUGAGAAACAAAGAUGUUAAAACUGCUCUCAGAAAAACCCUCAGUAGGAGAAGGUUUUGA
Prionailurus viverrinus (fishing cat) is the source of this 948-nucleotide messenger RNA. RefSeq names its product olfactory receptor 145-like. Gene Ontology annotation, cellular component: membrane. Gene Ontology annotation, molecular function: G protein-coupled receptor activity; odorant binding; olfactory receptor activity. The transcript has 2 exons. Gene Ontology annotation, biological process: G protein-coupled receptor signaling pathway; sensory perception of smell. NCBI's taxonomy places the organism in Eukaryota, Metazoa, Chordata, Mammalia, Carnivora, Felidae. Bases 1 to 948 code for a protein of 315 amino acids. The record is from RefSeq and is a predicted model, not a curated record.